This is a messenger RNA of Sabethes cyaneus, 1362 nucleotides long. RefSeq lists its product as uncharacterized. The transcript is spliced from 3 exons. NCBI's taxonomy places the organism in Eukaryota, Metazoa, Arthropoda, Insecta, Diptera, Culicidae. Bases 1 to 1086 code for a protein of 361 amino acids. The record is from RefSeq and is a predicted model, not a curated record.
AUGGCAGCAUCUGAGUGCAACACAGUCGUGAAAAAUUGGCCAAAAAUCUUUAUUUGCGGAUACAAUCCAUUUAAUUUGAACGAAAAUGGUUCCCCGGUAGAAAUCAAGCUGUGCGACUAUGUCGCAACGAAACCGGCGUCGAAUGACGAACCAUUCCUGUUGGAAAUAACUUGUACUCACGCAGUACUAGCAGUCGGAAAUCGUCUCUACGCGCAAUCUGCCCUAACAAUGCAAUCAAAUGAAGCAUCUUUCAGUAGUCGAAUUGUUCAAAUUUCCGCCAGCACCUGGCACUGCUUGGUACUGUUGGAGAAUGGUGACUUGUUUAAAUAUGAUUUCGGAAAUAACCGCUCGGUUUGUUUGGAGUUUCUGUCGGCAGAGUCUACUGAUAGCGAGCUAUCUUCCACCGAACGGGAAAAAAUUACUCAUAUUGCCUGUGGAGAUCGUAUGUCAGUUGCCGUCACAUGCCGAAAGGCCGUGUUUAGCAUUCCGAGUCGGAUUUUCUCAUUUCCUAGACACGUUCGGGUCGCUCAGGUUGCUGUUGGACUCGAGCAUUGUCUGCUGCUGACUUCAAAUGGUGACGUGUACAGUUGGGGUGGUGGAUUGCGCGGUCAGUUGGGUAAUGGUGAAAUUACUCUCCAUCAGGAACUACCGCAGCUGGUUGAAGCACUAGCCGGUGUAAAGAUUGUGCACAUCGCCGCGGGUGGGUGGCAUUCGGUGGCUGUGUCCUCGUUUGGCGAUCUGUACAGCUGGGGUUGGAACAGUAAGGGUCAGCUGGGAAUAUUGGAUGAAAAGCGACAAAAGGGUAGCGUGUUUUUGUUACCUCAGUUGAUCGAAUUUAACGACGAGGUAUCAUUGGAAAAAGUUUUCUGUGGGAUUGAACAUACGCUAGCAAUUGAUUCAAAAAACGAAAUCUAUUUCUCCGGUAAUAAUUUACAAACAAGACUUGACUACACUAAGGUGAACACGCUUCCUAGCUUGGUUGGAUUUAAAAAGUUAGAAACCGACCCGAUGCUCGAUAGCAAAUUUAUAGUUAAAAGCGCGGCGAAUUCUAUUAUUUUCAUGGAAAAAACCUCUUUAGACAUUUAGGAAGUUUAUGAAUAAAUGCCACGUGCCCUGGGUUGGGCGUUAAAAACUAGCCGCACGAAAUUAGGACGCCUGAUGGGACCACUUUUUUGAUCAAACGUGAAACAAUAGCACCGACGAUAUGAUGUACGGUGUCACUUUUCAAUGGAAUUUGAACUUUUUAUACCAAAGGCUUAUCUGUGGUUUAACAUUCUUUAAAUACAAAAAUCACGAUAUCGAAAAAGGUCGGUUAAACUCCAGAUAUUUUUAUACGCUUUUAAAUAAUACACAAAUAAGUAA